Messenger RNA from Yarrowia lipolytica CLIB122, 2085 nucleotides. RefSeq lists its product as uncharacterized. Lineage: Eukaryota; Fungi; Ascomycota; Dipodascomycetes; Dipodascales. The record is from RefSeq and is a predicted model, not a curated record.
AUGAUGAUGAAACGCUCGCUGGAAGAAGUCUACCCAGCCACGCCCCACCAGGAGUCCUUCCAGUAUGGCGAUCCCGACAAAGAGGCCCACUUGUUUAGACUGCAGCCCCGGCAUGAGACCCAUGAAAACCCAGAUGAUCCGGUCCACUCUUCUCCUGAGACCCAGACUCCGGAGUCGUCUUCUGAGCAGGAGAACGCUUUGCACAAAGCUAAUCUGGGAGAAACGGGACAACCUAAUCCUGUGACAGACGCGUCGCCUCAACCAAACCUUGACGAGCCGCACGAAGACCCACACGUGCCAGAGCGCGUGCCAAGCAACGGAGGAGGUCAGAAUGAAUCCAAUGAGUCGGGCAAUCCCAACCAUGACGUCACAGGAGACCACCCUCUCCACCACGAGCGUGAUCACCAAGCCCACCAUGAGCCACUCGAGCAGCCUCACCGUGAACCCUCCCAAUAUGGUGAUGGCACAUCCGACCAGCCACCCGGCGGUGAGGAGACCCACCAGGACGUAUCCCAUGGAGACACGAACCACCAUGAUGCAGCCCAUCACAAGCCUGACGGCGACAUGUCACAUGGGCCUGCACCUGACCACGUGAACUCUGACCAGCCCGAAGUUAAUGACGGCGAUGGUUUAGAUGCUCCAGUGGGAAUGGCAGCUAUUGGCAUGGGCGGGAUCCGGACCGGAAUGGCAUCUGCCAAGAACACUCGGAUUCGACCCUUCCAGAUUGUACCCUCUGCCCAGGGUCAACGGGGAGGAGGGGGAGGUACUGGAGGUAGGUUCAUUGGAAUCCAGUUUGGCGACGGCCCCAGUGUCGCCAAGAAGAACCGAGUAAAGGGUGGUGGAUACCCUGCCGCCCGGUACGAGCCUCAUGGAUACGGGUGCCAGUGCGACGAGUGCAUGGGCUGCAAUCACACCGACAGCUCCUGCGACUGCUUUGAUGAGUGUCAUUGUAUCGGCGAGUGUACUUGUGGUAUCGAUCAUGGCUAUGACGAUGGCUACUAUGAUGAGUACGAAGACGAAUAUUAUGAUGACGACUACGAUGAUGACUACGAUGAUGACGACAAUGACGACGAUGACGACUGUGACGACGACGACUGCGACGACGACGAUGACGACGAGGACGAAGCUCCACCCCCUUCUCACAACCCCAAGAAUUGCAAGAAGAAGAAUUGCAAGCACUGUAAGGCUCCCAAGAACCACGAUCCCGAUUCGUGCAAGAAGAAGAAGUGCAAGUGGUGCAAAAAGAAGAAGGACUCAGACAAGGAACCCCACAACCCUGAUACUUGCCACGACAAGAAGUGCAAGAAGUGUCCCAAGGACAAGGAAGACGUGCCCAAAUCUGACUGUGACCACUCGUUAUCGACCACCACUCAGUACAAGACGCGGACCAAGAUUGUCAAGAAGGUGUUUACAAAAUACGUCACCACCACUACUAGCUACUAUGAUACCGUUACUGAGACAUGUACCGAGACUGAGACUGAGACCGAGACCAUCACGAAGAAGUACGGCGCCCCCACAGCUACCCAAACCAUGUCGAAGAAGAAGUUCCCCUGGUUUGCUCAGAUGUUCGCUGGUCGAACUGGUUCUGCUCGCUUUGUCCCCGGUGCUGCUGCUACUAACACGCGCCUUGCAGUUGCUGACAAGUACCGCGAUUUUGACGCAGAGCCGACCGACCGGUACGAAGGCAACCAGCGGAUUUUUGCACGUGCUCUGGAUAGCCCUACUGGUUUUGUGGGCUCCGAGAUUCGAGAUGCUCAGGUCACUCCCACGGCCAUCUCCACUGCUGAUACCGCCACAGGACUUCCAUCCAAGGCUGUGCCUGUUCCGCCCCUCCUUGAUACCAACGAUACCCCAUCAGGAUACCACACGGAUACCAAAGCAGCCAUUCCCUCGAGGGCCAACGCACGUGCAACCAACGGCUCGUUUGCUACUGUGAAUGGCUCUUUCGUUAUCAUCAGCGAAAAUGGGACCACGGGUCCUUCGCUUAAUCCAGCCAAAUCCAGAUCUUCUGGUAACGUGCUGACGGUCCAAAUUGCGGCCAGUUUUGUGGUGUUGCUGGUCGUUUAUAUUGCUUUUCAGAACUAG